This is a messenger RNA of Anolis sagrei ordinatus, 3341 nucleotides long. It is a transcript of the gene PAIP1, whose product is annotated as poly(A) binding protein interacting protein 1. Gene Ontology annotation, biological process: regulation of translational initiation. Lineage: Eukaryota; Metazoa; Chordata; Lepidosauria; Squamata; Anolidae. The record is from RefSeq and is a predicted model, not a curated record. Gene Ontology annotation, molecular function: RNA binding; protein binding; translation activator activity.
CAGCCAGGCGGGGACAGAGGGAAGGAGGGAGGGCGGGCGAGGGGGAAGGCCGCCCUUCGUCGGUUUUUGUGUGAGGAAGCGAAAGCGAAGCGGGUUCGCCUCCGGAGGAAGGAAGGAAGGCAAGAAGGGGCGGGCCUCCUGCGCGUCCCGAGAGCGGCCUCCUUCCCCGCCGCCGCCGCUCAUGAGGAGGAGGAAGCGGAGCAGCGCCUGAGGCCGAACAUGUCUGGCAACGGCUUCGACCGCGCGCCCGGGGCGGGGCGGGGCCGAGGCGUCCCCCUGGCCCCGGAGAGCGGGCCUCGGCCGGGAGGAGGGGGAGGAGGAGGGGCGGGCCACCACCAGGAGCCCCUGAGGCCCCCCAAGACCGCGCCCCCGCCAGCCCGUGCCGCCGCCGCCGCCUCAGAACAGGCAAGAAUUACACCUUUAUCAGAAAAUAAUUAUUCAAGCUCUGCAAUGACUAAACCUAAGGUGAUUAUGGCACCAGCGUCGAUAUCAAAGCUGUCAGUGAAUGCACCUGAAUUUUAUCCUUCUGGAUAUACUCCUGAUUUUACUGAUUCUUCUUCAGAAGACGGGAAUGGUGGAUAUUCAACGCUCACGGAAUAUGUGCAAGACUUUCUAAACCACCUUGCAGAACAGCCAGCUUGUUUUGAAACUGAAAUAGCACAUUUUUCAGAAACUCUAAAUGCUUCUGUUACUACAGAUGAAGCAUUGCAAGAACUGGUUGAACUCAUAUACCAACAGGCUACAUCUGUUCCAAAUUUUUCAUAUAUGGGUGCAAGGCUGUGCAAUUACCUCUCUCAUCAUCUCACCAUUAAUUCACAAUGUGGUAACUUCAGACAGUUAUUACUUCUCAGGUGCCACAAAGAGUUUGAAAAUAAAAAUGAAGCUGCAAAGGGAGAUGAAGCUGCACGAAAAAGAUUCCAUGCAUUUGUGCUAUUUUUAGCUGAACUUUAUUUAAAUCUAGAGAUUAAAGGAAGUAAUGGCCAGCUAACCCGGGCAGAUAUUCUUCAGACUGGACUUCAAGAAUUAUUACACACCCUGUUUUCUAAUCCUGUGGACAACAAUUUAAUAUGUGCAGUAAAGCUACUAAAAUUGACAGGUUCUGUGCUUGAAGAUGCAUGGAAAGAAAAAGGGACAAGUCAUAUGGAUGAAAUUAUACAGAAAAUUGAAAAUGUUGUCUUGGAUGCAAAUUGCAGCAGAGAUGUAAAGCAUAUGCUUCUGAAACUAGUAGAACUCCGGUCAAGUAACUGGGGAAGGGUACAUAUAGCUUCAACAUACAGGGAAGCAACUCCAGAAAAUGAUCCCAACUAUUUUAUGAAUGAACCAACAUUUUACACAUCAGAAGGCGUGCCAUUCACGGCAGCAGAUCCAGACUAUCAGGAGAAAUAUCAAGAACUCCUUGACAGGCAGGAUUUGUUUCAUGGAUGUGAAGAAAAUGGAACAGAUUUGUCAGGAACUGGAGACUUAUAUUUUGACGACGACGACGAUGAUGAUGAGAUGGACCCAGAAAUUGAAGAAGCAUAUGAAAAGUUUUGCUUAGAAUCAGAACGGAAGCGGAAACAAUGAAACACUGCACAUAAUUAUUAAUGUUUGUGUUUUUUAAGGAAACCAGCAUAGGUGUGAAUAGCAAGUAGAAGGGAAGAAAAAUCCUGUUCCAAGUAAAGCAAAUUAAGUUUUUCCAAGUUAUGCAAUUAUCAUUUUGUUAAAAAUCUGCCAAAAAAUGUAAACAAAUUCUGUAACUUAAAAACAAUGUGUAUAUAUCAUAGUUUAUUUUCUGUACAGUUAAAUAAACCAUGCUUAGAUUUGAAUUUUUUUUUUGUUUGAAACAUGCCUGAAAUCUACAAAUGUGAGGGCUGUUUUAAAGGUUCCUUUUUUCUUUUUUUGCUGAAAGUAAAACCCUUGAAACCAUAAAGUAAAUUUUGAAUUUGUGGAAUCAAAUUGUACUAUCUCUCCAUGUGGUACGUAUUUUAAAUUUAUGGGACUAUCAAAUACAUUUUUAAUUGUUUUACAAUCAUGAACACGAACAACCUACUUCAUAAGGAAAUUGAGAGCUCCCCAUUUUCAUGGUUUAAAGCAGCCUUUCCAAGACUUAAGUUCAAAAUGCUGCCAUACAACUAGCUUCAUCACUUAUCAUUGGUCUUUUUGGCUGGAGAAGAUGGGAGUUGUAUUCCAAAAUCUAGAGACUUUAGUUUUAGGCAAACUGGUUUUAGAGAAUUCAGAACCGUCUGCCUCAAAGGAGCCAUUCUCUGUUAAUUUCCCCUCUUCAAAAAUACAUUACAUUGCUUUUAGUUAGAAGUGGCACAAACAUCUACUUCCAAAAUGCAAAUACCGCAUUGUAAUCAACACAGCAUUUCUGUUGCUCUUAAUUUUAGUUAAUUUAGAUUUAUUAUACAGUCACAACAAGGAAUAAAGCAGUUCCAUGCUGCAGAAAACAACGCAUUUUGAAUGAGUCUGUUGGUCACUGUAUUUUUGCUUGUAAUCAUCCGUUUUCGUCUCUGUAAAAAUUAUCCCAGGAGACUUCUAAAUUUUUUGUCCCUCGUUACAUUGAAUAGAUGAAGUAGAGUCUAUUUCCUAACACCAACUGUGUGUGUAGACCUUUCCAAGAAGUAGGUUAAAUAACAUAUACAGGGUGAGGCAGCAUCACUUCCUUUUUUCAAAACUUAAUAAAACCCAUUGUAUGAAUCAGGAAAAAAAAUUAUAUAAUGGAGGCGCAUACCUAAAGUUUUGUUUUACGUAGUUUUGAAGAUCAAAUUAGGUAGGUUACGUCCCCCAAUCUCCAUACACUGAGUAAACUGAUUUCUGGCGUUUGACAUUACUCUGGCCAGCAUAGCAGGCGUUAUGUUGGAAAUUUCUUCCUGGAUGUUGGUCUUCAAAUCUUGCAGGGUCCUUGGACAGUUCACAUAAACACGGGAUUUCAAAAAAACCCAUAGAAAAAAUAUCACAAGGGGCCAAAUUUGGAGAGCGGGCCGGCCACUCCAAAUCCGCUUGAAAAGUAGGCCUCAACGGCCAAAGCACGCUCCUCACUGUUCCAACGCAUGAUGGUGACUGAACUGUGUCAGGACAAAACUUUAUACUCCCGCCUCUCGAAUGAGAUCACUAGUGCUUCGCUAUGUCUUCCGCUACGUCUUCAACCGACAUUUUAAAAAAGAAAGUUAUGCUGCCUCACCCUGUAUAAAGACAGAAGAGGUUGUAAAUAUGCAUGUAAAUAGUGCUGUUUAAUAUUGCACUGUUAAAACUUGGUACAAUUUGUGACUGUUAAUGCAGCUAGCAUCUACUAUAUCUGGUUCUUCCAUUUCUUUAGUUAACAUAUUUUGAAAAAAAAAUAAACUGCUUGUUUUAUUGGG